AUGUUAAGAAAAAUAGUUGGUAGAACUGCUUCAAGUAGUUUCAACCAAUUAAAGGUAUCAACUCCUAGAAUUUCAACCAGUCUUUUAGCAUUACGUUAUCAAUCAUCUUCAUCAACUACUACUACUACUACCACUACUGCCACCACAGGUACUACAACUACCUCAUCUACUCCUGGUUCUGAACAACAGCCUGUUGUUAAACAAGAAAAGAAACAAGAAGAUAUUAAAAAGAAAUCAAAAAGAGAAUAUGUUCCAAUCAAUCCAAAAUUGCAAGACAUCUCUGAACAAAUUAAAUCUGCAAUUUUAAAAAAUGAAGAUUUAAGUGAAUCGUUUGAAAUAUUAGAAGAAGGUAUUUCAUUUUUAAAAUCUAUUCAACAAGAUGAAAGAAUUAGUGAUUCCCAAAUUUUCUUUAAAUUUUAUCCAUUAACUAUUGAAUUAUUCAGAUUAGCUCAAAAUCAACCAAAAAACAAUCAACCAGUUUUUAAGAAAUCAUUAGAUGAAUUAUUGGAAUUUUUUGUUAAUAAUAAAAUUGCAACUCCAUGGCAUUUCUUACAAAUUGGUGUUAAAGAUUUAAUGGUAUCACCAGGGGAAGAAAUCACAGCAACCCAUUAUCAAAAAUUUUUAUCACUUUGGUUUAAAUGUUUUGAAUAUUGUAAACAAAAUGAAUAUGUUUAUAUGCAUACAAUUUAUUCAAUUAGAGGUAAAAAGGGAGAAAUUGAUUAUCAACCAUAUUAUUUAAAUAAUUUAGCAGUUUAUUGUUAUGUUCAAUUAUGUUCACUUGGAGAAAUUAAAUAUUCACCAGUUGAUGCUAGUAAAUUUUCCAAUAAAGAAAACCAUAUCCCAUUGAGAUACAAUAUUCAAAAGACAUUAAAUCAUUUGGGAUUAUACAAUAAAGGAAGUUUCCAAAAUUUUGCUAACUUCUUGAGAAAUGAUGAAAAGAAGAGAUUUGAUCCAAAUGGUGCUCAAUCAUUAUAUAAAAUUGAUAAUACUUUUGAUAAGAAACAAUUGGAUAUGGUCUACUUGGAACUUGUUGAAGUUUGUAAAGAAAGAAAAAUUCAAAUUGAUGAAAAGAUUAUCUGUGCAUUAAUGGAAAGAUAUUUGAAAUUUGAAGAAUAUGAAGAAGUUUUCACCCUUUUCGAAAAUAUCAUCAAUUCAGGUAUUAAACCAAAUAUUGAGUCCUGGAAUGUUGUCAUUAAAGCCAUGACUAAUCCAACCAGAAUCAAAUCUGAACUGAAAUAUUCUAGAAAACAAUUGAUGGAAAAUUUCGAAAGAACCAUUAAAACCAUUCAAGCAUCAGGAUUGAAAUUCAAUGCUGGAACUAUUGGUGCUAUUGUCAGUGGUUAUGCCAAUUUUGGUGAAUUUGAAAAAGCCAAUGAAUAUAUGAAGAAUUAUUCAUCUAUUCCAGGAGCUACUAACUUAGCUAAUGAUGGGUUAUUGCGUGGAUUGAUUUCCAACAAUAAAACUGAUGAAGCUGAACAAAAAUUACAUGAAUUCAUUUCCCAAUCCAAAGCACAAUAUAAACCAAGUACAAAUGUUAUGAAUGAUUUCCUUCAUUACUAUAUCCAGCGUAAAAAUUAUAGUGCUGUUAAUGGAUUAACUCAAUUUAUGAGACAACAUGAAAUUGAAGAAAAUGUCACUACCAGAACUAUUUUAAUCAAUGCCUAUUUUGAAAGUUUACAUGCUAUUGGUAAAACUCCAGAUUUAUCAUCAUACUUAAAACAAAUGGAACAAUCAUCCAAGGCUAACAAAAAAGGAUUCAAUGAACAUAUGCAUUCUACUUUAUUGAAAGGUUUGAUUCAAGGUGGAAAUAUUGAAGCAGCAAGACAAUUGUUUGAUAUUUUAAAGAAGAGAUAUCCUCGUUCAUCUUGGUUAAAUACUCAAAUUAUCAUUGCCGAAGUAACUUUAGGUGAUGCUAAAUUGGGUGAAGAUUUAUUCAACAACUAUAUUAAAGAAAUUAGAAAUGAUAACAUAAUUUGGAACACUUUUAUUCAUAAUUUAUUACAAAAAGAUGAAAGAUUAGCUGAUGUUUAUUUCAAUAAAUUAAAACAACAACAAGCUCAAGAAGGUAAAGUUGGUCCUAAUUUUUACACUUAUUAUUUCAUGUUGCAACAUUAUAGAAGAAAAGGUAAGAAGGAUAAAGUUCAACAAUUAAUUAAUGAAUUGAAUGAAAAAGAUUGGAAAGAUUUUGGUAAUGUUUUACCUAAAUUUAUCAACAAUUUAACUGGAUUUGUUGAUGUUCCAGCUACUUUAUUACAAAGAGUCAAUGCUUAA
Candida tropicalis MYA-3404 is the source of this 2271-nucleotide messenger RNA. RefSeq lists its product as uncharacterized. Lineage: Eukaryota; Fungi; Ascomycota; Pichiomycetes; Serinales; Debaryomycetaceae. The transcript has a single exon. Bases 1 to 2271 code for a protein of 756 amino acids. The record is from RefSeq and is a predicted model, not a curated record. Gene Ontology annotation, molecular function: protein binding.